Messenger RNA from Eutrema salsugineum, 1227 nucleotides. RefSeq names its product ninja-family protein AFP1. Bases 32 to 1108 code for a protein of 358 amino acids. NCBI's taxonomy places the organism in Eukaryota, Viridiplantae, Streptophyta, Magnoliopsida, Brassicales, Brassicaceae. The transcript has 2 exons. Gene Ontology annotation, biological process: response to abscisic acid; negative regulation of DNA-templated transcription; signal transduction. Gene Ontology annotation, cellular component: nucleus. The record is from RefSeq and is a predicted model, not a curated record.
ACUGUUACAUAAGCUUGCAGUUUUCUUGUUGAUGGAGGAAGCAAACGAGAGAAGUAGAGAAAUGGCGAGAAGCAAUAGUUGUAUGUUCCCAAGAGAUUUGCUUCAGAGAUUUAUCUCUUCUAAUUCACAGGAAGGUGAUGAUGAUUAUGAAGAAGAAGAAACAGAGGAAGACGGUAUCGAGUUGAAUCUGGGGUUAUCUCUUGGCGGGAGAUUCGGAGUUGACAAAAGCAACAAGCUCGUUAGAUCUUCCUCCGUCGUGGUGACGAUGCCUCUUUUCCGGGAGAAACUUCAUCAGCCGGAGAUGAAGCCUUUUAAGCCGGAGACACCGGCGGCGGCGGCGGCGGCGACGCGGCAUACGGGUUUGAUGAGAACGACGUCGUUGCCGGCGGAGUCGGAAGAAGAGUGGCGGAAGAGGAAAGAGAUGCAGACUCUUCGGAGAAUGGCGGCUAAGAGAAGAAGAAGCGAGAAGCUUCGUAUCGGCGGCGGCGGCGGCGGCGGAAACAGCAACAAAUCAACCGAGACUAGUAAAAAUACUCCGGGAGAAGCCGCCACCGCAUCUAGGCGGCGAGGUAGACCGUCGUCGGGGCUGCCACGGUGGUCGGCGACGGCUAACAACGGCGGAAUUUUGCGGCAACAUAGUGCUGGUUUAGAUUCACUGCAGGGCUCCGUUGAGUCCCAAGGCGGCGGCGGCGGAGGCGUCGGAAGUUCUUCCGGUGAAUUAGAAAGCAAAUCUCAUCAAGGUUCGAGCGAAGAAGCAAGAAGCUUACCUUCGACGACACAACAACAACAAAAACAACAACAUGAAGCAGCAAAGCCGAGUAAUCGGCUGAGAAGAUUGAGUUCAGUGGACAUGAAGAUAGAGCCACAAGGGAAAGGGAAAAGCGAGAUGCCAUGUGUGUUCACCAAAGGAGAUGGACCAAAUGGGAAGAGAGUUGAUGGUAUUCUGUAUAGAUACGGCAAUGGAGAAGAAGUGAGGAUCAUGUGUGUCUGCCAUGGCGAUUUCUUGUCUCCUGCUGAUUUCGUUAAACAUGCUGGUGGUCCUCAUGUUGAUCAUCCUCUUAGACACAUUGUUGUCAACACUUGUUCUCCAUCUAAUAAUCUCUUAUAGACAAAACACCCUAACCCUCUCUUCAUUUGAUCACUUGACCAGAGUUUAGAGAAGAAGAUGUUUUUAAGAGUUUUAGAUCAGACAGACAACAUAUACUUUGGCUGAUUCUGGUAGUUUCU